CCCGCAUUUUUAUUUAUUUUUCGUGUAUAUUUUUCCUUUUUUCACUAUGUCUGAUCACGCGCCCGCUAUUAAUGCGUCGGAACAUUCCCUUGGACUCGUUUUACCUUCUUUUGACGUUUCUAACCCACGUGUUUGGUUCAUUCAAGUAGAAGCUGUUUUCCGUUUUCGUAAGAUCACAUCCCAGUCCACAAUGUUUUCAUAUGUGACUGCUCACCUACCGUCCAACAUCGCCUCAGAGGUCAUCGACAUCCUUGAUCCCAUGCCCCUAGAGUCCCCCUAUGAUAAACUUAAGGCAGCCAUAUUAAAGCGCACUACAGCCUCAGACGAGACACGCCUUCAGCAGUUACUCUCUGGCGUUGAGCUUGGAGAUAGAACGCCGUCUCAGUUACUCCGACACAUGCGUUCCCUCGUCGGUUCUUCAAUACUGGAUGACUCCGUUCUCCGCCAAUUGUGGAGUAAUUGUCUUCCUGCGAAUACCACGGCUAUUUUAGCUGUUCUCGCCGACGAUCUUCCGCUAGACAAACUGGCAGAAGCUGCUGAUAAAGUUCACGAACGCUUCAUUAAAACGUCGGUAUCACACGUCACUGAGACUAGCUCAGGCAACCUCUCUGGAACCACGCUACUUGAUACAAUCAACGAGAGACUUUCUAACCUAGAGCUCACCUUGUCCCACCUCAGACGCGACCGCGUUCCCUCGCGACGAUCCGUUUCUCGAUCCAGACGUUCUAGCAGCUCUCGUACACGACAGUCUCACCGCUAUUGUUAUUAUCACCACCGCUUCGGAGACGCAGCGCGUAAGUGCCGUCCAGGGUGUAAACACCCUAAAGCCUUUUCAACUCCUACGUCGGGAAACCACAUGGCCAGCCAGUAAUGGCGGCGGCUGUCGCUGGCCAGGUUAUUAGUCGCCUGUUGUACGUAUUUGACUCCACAACCAAACUUCACUUCUUGGUUGAUACUGGUGCAGAAGUCAGCGUUCUCCCCCGUUCUCUGGAAAAACGCCCCCUGCAACCAGCUGGUCCAAUGCUUACGGCAGCUAAUCAGACUAAAAUCGCAACCUACGGCCAGAAAUUACUUACUUUGAGUCUCGGACUACGGCGUAACUUCCCUUUCAUUUUUACCAUCGCCGAUGUGCAAAAGCCCAUCAUCGGAAUCGACUUUCUCAGCAAGUUCGGUCUUGUGGUCGACCUACGUUGUGGGAAAUUACGAGACGAUACUACGUCUUUAAGCAUCCCCUGCAAACUUGCUUCAGUCAAUUCUCUCGGGCUUCGCAUCCUCAUACCUGACGACUCACAGUACUGCUCAUUGCUCCGACAAUUCCCGUCCCUAAUUCGAGCGAGUAACGAUACUUCCCACCCUAAACACGAUGUACGCCAUCACAUCGUUACAACCGGUCCGCCAGUAACUGCUAAAGCUCGACGCUUGCGCCCUGACAAACUUCAGGCAGCUAAAAAGGAAUUCCAACACAUGCUUGAUCUCGGCAUUGUUCGUCCUUCAAACAGCUGCUGGGCAUCACCUCUCCAUCUGGUGUCAAAAAGUCAGGCGAUUGGCGACCAUGCGGUGACUACCGUGCUCUCAACAAUGUCACUGUUCCGGAUAGGUAUCCUAUCCCCCAUAUCCACGAUUUCUCACUUGGACUAGCCGGAAAGUCGAUCUUUACCAAACUCGACCUAGUCAGAGCUUACCACCAGAUUCCAAUGGCGGAGGAAGACAUCGCAAAAACCGCUGUGAUCACUCCAUUUGGCCUUUACGAAUUUCUUCGUAUGCCUUUCGGCCUCCGGAACGCAGCACAGUCUUUCCAACGCUUUAUGGAUCAGGUCCUCCGUGGCCUUGAUUUCGUCUAUGUUUACAUUGACGAUGUUUUGAUCGCAAGUGCCACACCCGACGAGCAUUUAUCACACCUCCGAAUGGUUUUCGAACGCUUUGAAAGCCACGGUAUAACCAUCAACCCGGACAAAUGCAAAUUUGGUCAGCCAACGGUCGAAUUUCUCGGUCACAAGAUCGAUGGUGAAGGUAUUAAACCCCUCCCGGAUAAAUCUCAAGCGAUCCUCGACUAUCCGAUGCCCCAAUCUGUCCGAAGCCUACGCCGAUUUCUCGGUAUGAUCAACUACUACGGCAGAUUCAUCCCCAACUGUGCUGAGUUACUUCAUCCGCUUACCGACUUAUUGAAAGGAAACUCAAAGACGUUAACCAUAACCCCAGAAGUUGAAGCCGCUUUCACGGCCGUCAAGCAGAAGUUUAGUGAGGUUACCUCUCUCCAUCACUUGAACACCACUGAGGACGCUACACUUGUCCUUAAGACGGAUGCUUCAAGUUCCGCUGUCGGUGCAGUUUUGCAACAGUUAGUUGAUAACGAAUUUCAACCGCUGUCGUUUUUCUCACGGAAGCUACAACCUGCUCAGGUCAGGUACAGCACCUUUGGUCGUGAACUGCUCGCCAUGUAUUUGGCUGUGAAACAUUUCCGUCACCUAUUAGAAGGACGUCGUUUCAUACUCUUGACAGAUCACAAGCCACUGGUGUACGCUUUCCGUUCUGCCUCGGACCGUUACUCACCCCGAGAAACGCGUCAUCUGGACUAUCUUUCGCAGUUUUGUGUUGAUGUUCGUUAUAUCGACGGUUCUAACAACGCUGUUGCUGAUGCAUUGUCCCGCGCUCAUAUGAAUCAGUUGUCGUCAACACCCAUCGACUUGGAGAGAAUAGCGGCCGCUCAAAAUGAUGAUCCUGAGCUUGUCCAACUUCGUUCAAACCCCUCAUUGAAGCUCACACAACUGCCCGUACUUAACUCUGACAUAAGAGUUUACUGUGACCUUUCAACCGGUAAGCCUAGACCCUUUGUCCCACGAUCAUUUCGUCGAACCAUUUUUGAUCAUUUUCAUGGUCUUUCACACCCAAGUAUCCGCUCCACCGUAAAGCUCAUUACCGACCGCUUCCUCUGGCACAAUAUGCGUUCAGACAUUAGACAUUGGGCUAAACAUUGUCUUAGGUGCCAAAGCAGUAAAGUUCACCGUCACACAGUCACUACUCCAGGUACAUUUUCACUUCCUGACGCACGUUUUAGACACGUUCACGUAGAUAUUGUUGGCCCUUUACCUCCUUCCAACGGUUUCACCCAUCUUCUAACAUGUGUUGACCGUUUUACCCGUUGGCCACAAGCUGUUCCCUUACGUGACACAUCUACCGAAUCUGUUUCCCGUGCUUUUGUCGAAUCUUGGAUUUCUCUUUUUGGUGUUCCAUCCACCAUCACUACCGACAGAGGCACUCAGUUCAGUUCCACACUGUUCCGUGAUCUCAGUCGUUUAUUAGGCUGUACUCACCUAAGAACAACCGCGUACCACCCCGCUGCCAAUGGCCUCGUCGAGCGCUUUCAUCGACAAUUAAAAGCUGCCAUCAUGGCUAGUUCAUCCGACUCACGCUGGUCUGAGCGUCUACCUGCGAUCCUUCCUUGGUAUACGCAAUACAAUCAAAGAGGACAUUGGGUGCUGCCCGGCAGAACUCGUGUUCGGGACGACCCUCAGACUACCUGGUGAGAUGGUACUGGACUCUCGCACCACCGGCGAACUAGACCCC
Molecule: messenger RNA, 3564 nt
Organism: Dicrocoelium dendriticum
Lineage: Eukaryota; Metazoa; Platyhelminthes; Trematoda; Plagiorchiida; Dicrocoeliidae
Source: the annotation of a GenBank genome assembly